Cyprinodon variegatus (sheepshead minnow) is the source of this 1231-nucleotide messenger RNA. RefSeq names its product chromosome unknown open reading frame, human C11orf49 (gene cstpp1). Lineage: Eukaryota; Metazoa; Chordata; Actinopteri; Cyprinodontiformes; Cyprinodontidae. The coding region runs from base 77 to 1081 and encodes 334 amino acids. The record is from RefSeq and is a predicted model, not a curated record. The transcript has 9 exons.
CCCUCUCUCUCUCUUUUUUUUCUUCCAUGGCAACGUUCUGUUAGUUUGUGAUUAUCUGAGAGGCGGAACCAGCAGAAUGAGCCGCCUGAGUUCGGCAAUCCCCGCUGAGCAAUACCUCGCGGACAGCAAGGUUCUGUUCUACCUGAAUGAUGCGUUGACUCAGCUGCUGGACCAUAAGGAGGAGUACACCCAGUUCGGCGUGGUUCGGUACUUCGCGGAAUAUUUCAGCAGUGUGAAGAACGGCAACCACGUCCUCUUCAGGGAGUUUAACUUCAUCAGAGCCACUCAGCACAACAGAGCGUCCUUCAUCAGAGUCUUCUGGAGAUGCUUCAGGCAGAUCGGGAAGAGUGGAGACUUGCUGUCCAUGCUGGAGUACAGGUCUCUGCUGCAGCUGCUGUGCCCAGACUUCCCUCUGGAGGUGGUGCGGAGCGCCGCCAGGUUAGUUCUAAUUGAUACCAGGACGAACAGACCGAUCAGUAAUCCAAUAGGAAUUCAUCAAAAUAAAAGAAGUUCCUCCUGUCGCCCUGCAGAGUUCCUGGACAGCGUUCAUGUGAUCUACCUGGAUCUGUUAGCCGGGAAGAGUCCCAACACCGUCAUCGUCCCCACAUCGUCCUCCGUGGAGCAGCUGACCUCAGCCGCCACGGAGGAGAACGACGGGGAGCAGCAGGAACAGGACGGCGUGGAUUCGUCCACGCUGGGCGAGUGUGUGGAGGCGCUCUGCGACAGGUUCAAGUCCAGCUUUCCCCCAGGGACGUGCAUGAGGGAAGUCCUGCAGCAGAGCGACAAAGUCUCCUACUACAGCCUACUGAGGGCUCUGGCUAAACAUGAGGGCAUCAACCAAACCAUCGGAGCCUUACCCAGCGAGGACGAGCUGCUCAUUGACCCAGAAAUGGACCAGGAACUUGACAAAUUAAUAGCUCAGAUCUCUGUGAGUCCCGGCAGCAACAGCAGCGGCAGCGCCGUGGGGGGGUUGAAGGAAGCGCAGAGGAGAGCCUCACCCCGCCGGAACAUCCACCAUCGGAGGAAGAUGGAGGUGGAGAGCGACGGCUCCACCGAGGAGACCGACUCCUCUGAAAACUGAAUUCUUCAGUUCGCUGAUUCCAGAGCCACUAAACAGCAUCUUCUAUUAUAGAUCUAUUCCGUUAGACUGUGCAGCAUAAACAAAGAGAGGACAUGUUAACCCUAUGAGGGACGUCAGGCUGACAAAUCCACUCUUCAUCCUCCACUGUUU